CUCAGGUUUAGUCUGCUUAAUCUCUAAUUUUUUUUUUCGAGAAAACAAGAUGAUCCAGUGUUUUGCAUCACUACCACCACUCCAUGCUUCUCACCAUCACACCCUUCAUUUUCUUCCAUCUAGAAUCACCGCCACUUUGCCAUCUUCUUCUUCAUCUCCAUUCUUAUCAACAACAACAUCCAGAAGAGCAGCUCUAUCUCUGUCAAUUAUCACCACCACUUUGAGCACAUUAACUUUACCGUUCUCCUCUCCUAUUUCUUCAACCGCAGCGGACGCCGCCGAGCUGUCGGAGCUCCCGAACUCCGGCGGCGUCAAGUCGUUGGACCUCCGCACAGGGUCGGGUCCAAUUCCACUGAACGGUGACCAAGUUGCAAUACAUUACUAUGGAAGGUUGGCAGCGAAGCAAGGGUGGCGGUUUGAUUCAACGUAUGACCACAAAGAUGGAAGUGGUGAACCGGUUCCUUUUGUUUUCACGCUCGGAUCCGGCAAAGUAAUUCCGGGGAUUGAAGCGGCUGUGAGGUCAAUGAAGGUGGGUGGUAUUCGUCGAGUUGUCAUCCCUCCAUCUCAAGGAUAUCAAAACACUUCGCAAGAACCACUACCACCUAAUUUCUUUGACCGGCAGAGGCUGUUUACUACGAUCUUCAAUCCAACCCGUCUUGCCAAUGGGGAAGGCUCGACAUUGGGAACUUUGAUUUUUGAUAUUGAGCUAGUCAGCCUGAGGCAUUAGCGAGAUCAACUUUCAUGAUUCUGAAAAAUUGCUUCUAAUGGUGCAGCAAUGCCUGAUACAAGGCAUGGCUAGUCUGUUUUCAAGUUGCAUUAAUUUUUUAUGGAUGAAUAUAAUAAACAAUGUUUUCAUACCCGAAUUGGGCUGGGCUUCAUCCUGUGAAGGGGCCGGUUCAGGGCAAGUGGUGACCGGACUGGUGUGCAUGUAAGCGUAUGAGAUAUGACAUGUCAAGGUUGGAGAGGUGUAUAUACGUCCAUCUAUAAUAGAAUUUACUAUAAAUUAAAAAAAAUGUAUUAACUCGAACGGGUGUAACCCUAACUUUAAUUUGAAUAAACUGACUCAAAUCUAAUAAAUCGUUGGAAAAAUUUUGACGGAUUCA
Mangifera indica (mango) is the source of this 1103-nucleotide messenger RNA. Its product is annotated as peptidyl-prolyl cis-trans isomerase FKBP17-1, chloroplastic. The transcript is spliced from 5 exons. The coding region runs from base 50 to 727 and encodes 225 amino acids. The record is from RefSeq and is a predicted model, not a curated record. NCBI's taxonomy places the organism in Eukaryota, Viridiplantae, Streptophyta, Magnoliopsida, Sapindales, Anacardiaceae. Gene Ontology annotation, molecular function: peptidyl-prolyl cis-trans isomerase activity.